Lactuca sativa (garden lettuce) is the source of this 1910-nucleotide messenger RNA. RefSeq names its product acyl-activating enzyme 7 (gene AAE7). NCBI's taxonomy places the organism in Eukaryota, Viridiplantae, Streptophyta, Magnoliopsida, Asterales, Asteraceae. The record is from RefSeq and is a predicted model, not a curated record.
ACAUAAAACAAAUUCGACAUAUCCAACAGAGAAACUGCGAGAGACUCCGUGAAAAAGGGGGAAGAUGGCGAUGGAGGGAAGAAGACAUGAAAAGGAGAGAGACAUCGAUGAUUUGCCGAAAAACGAAGCAAACUACACAGCACUAACUCCACUUUGGUUUUUGAAAAGAGCUGCUCUGGUUCACCCCCACCGUAGGUCGGUUGUGCACGGCUCCGUUCAGUACACAUGGCUUCAAACUUACCUGCGUUGCUGCCGAUUAUCCUCCGCUCUUUCCAAACACUCCGUCGGAUUCGGUUCAACGGUAGCAGUGAUUGCACCCAACAUUCCAGCCAUGUACGAAGCUCAUUUUGGAGUUCCAAUGAGUGGAGCAGUCAUAAAUGCAGUAAACAUUCGUCUAAACGCUCCAACAAUCGCCUUCCUUCUAGAACACUCAGCAUCCGCAGUCAUAAUGGUGGAUCAAGAAUAUUUCAAAGUAGCUGAAAAAGCUUUAAAGAUUCUACAAGAAAAAAUAAAAACCAAUUUCAAGCCCCCAAUUCUAAUUGUCAUCAAAGACAAAAGCAGUGAAUGUGAUCCAAACAAUCUGCAAUAUGCUAUAGCAAAAGGCGCAAUUGAAUACGAGAAGUUUCUAGAAUCCGGUGACCCUGAAUUUAUAUGGAAACCACCACAAGAUGAGUGGCAUAGUAUUGCUUUGGGGUAUACUUCGGGCACAACAUCAAGCCCUAAAGGGGUGGUUUUGCAUCAUCGAGGCGCUUACCUGGCAGCCACUAGUAAUGUUGUGGUGUGGGGUAUACCGGAAGGAGCCGUGUACCUUUGGACUUUGCCUAUGUUUCAUUGCAAUGGUUGGUGUUUCACUUGGACUCUCGCUGCUAUUUGUGGGACCAACAUAUGUCUUAGACAGGUGACAGCGAAAGGUGUAUACUCUGCAAUAGCCAAUCACGGUGCCACACAUUUUUGUGCCGCCCCGGUGGUUCUCAACACGAUAGUCAACGCACCGCCCAAAGACACCAUCCUCCCACUCCCCCGCAAAGUCCAUGUCAUGACGGCUGGAGCGGCCCCACCGCCAUCUGUCCUCUUCAAAAUGUCCCAAAAUGGGUUCCGUGUAACACACACAUACGGCCUCUCAGAAACCUACGGUCCGUCAACAAUAUGCGCGUGGAAGCCCGAAUGGGAUGACCUCCCGCCCGAAACACAAGCGAAACUAAACGCUCGCCAGGGUGUCCCUUACACAGCCUUGGAAGGGCUAGAAGUAAUGGACACCAAGACAUUCCGACCGGUCCCGUCAGACGGGACCACAGUCGGAGAAAUCGUGUUCCGUGGGAACAUCGUAAUGAAAGGGUAUUUAAAAAACCCAAAAGCAAACACCGAGGCGUUUGCCAAUGGUUGGUUUCACUCUGGUGACUUAGCUGUGAAGCAUCCGGAUGGGUAUAUUGAGAUUAAAGAUAGGUCGAAGGAUAUUAUUAUAUCGGGAGGUGAGAAUAUUAGUAGUGUUGAGGUUGAAAAUACAUUGUAUCAACAUCCGAUGGUUGGUGAAGCUUCGGUGGUGGCUAGACCGGAUACAAGAUGGGGUGAAUCACCGUGUGCAUUUGUGACUUUAAAAGAAGGGAUUGGAGAAUAUGAUGAAGGUAAAAUUGCGGAUGAUAUUAUGAAAUUUUGUCGUUCGAAAAUGCCGGCUUAUUGGGUGCCAAAAUCGGUUGUUUUUGGUCCGUUGCCAAAGACUGCAACGGGAAAGGUUCAGAAACAUUUGUUGAGGGCGAAAGCGAAGGAGAUGGGGCCUGUUAAGAUGAGUAAGUUGUGAAGAAGUUUAUGUUUUAUUGUGUUGUAUAUAGAUUGGAGAGAUGAAUAAAAGUGUAUUAAACUUGAAUGGUUGAGAUUUGUUAUAAAUUGUUGUAUUGAUGUAUUGGUUUGUUUUA